Betta splendens (Siamese fighting fish) is the source of this 930-nucleotide messenger RNA. RefSeq names its product olfactory receptor 4D11-like. Gene Ontology annotation, molecular function: olfactory receptor activity; G protein-coupled receptor activity. Gene Ontology annotation, biological process: G protein-coupled receptor signaling pathway. The transcript has a single exon. The record is from RefSeq and is a predicted model, not a curated record. Gene Ontology annotation, cellular component: membrane. NCBI's taxonomy places the organism in Eukaryota, Metazoa, Chordata, Actinopteri, Anabantiformes, Osphronemidae. Bases 1 to 930 code for a protein of 309 amino acids.
AUGUCUUCACAGAAUGCUUCAAUCAUAGUAACAGAAUUUAUUAUAGGCGGUUUUGAAAAGACUAACAGUUCUCUCCUAGUUGGUGUUGUUAUACUCAUUGUUUACGUUGUGACUGUUCUAGCAAAUCUAGUAAACAUCAUCUUCAUCAUUUAUGAAAAGAAUUUGCACAAACCCAUGUACCUUCUGAUCUGUAACCUUGCUGUUGUUGACAUUCUGUACACAUCUAGUGCCAGUCCAACGGUUAUUGGGGUUCUAGUGGCUGGCGUUAAAACUAUCUCCUAUGUGCCAUGUUUAAUUCAGAUGUUUGCGCUGCACUUAGCAGGGACCAUGGAGAUGUUUGCCUUGGCAGUUAUGGCCUUUGAUCGAUUACUUGCCAUCAGUUGUCCUUUUCAUUACCACCGUUAUCUAACCAAUGCUCGUACUCUUGUACUCACAUACAGUCUGUGGAUCGUUGCCUCUGCUUUUGUGGCUGUGUUUCCUGCAACUGUGAGUCCUCUUCCUCACUGCUACACAGUGCUGAAGUACACCUUCUGUGACUAUGCUGCUGUAAUUCGAACCACUUGCGUCGACCCAGAGUACUAUUUCAAUCUGGUUGCUAUCAUAUAUUUUUUUAUUUUAGUUUUUACUUUUAGUUUUAUCUGUCUGUCCUAUUUUGGAAUCAUAUUUCUUGUAAAAUUAUCUUCAAAUAUUGACAGAAUCAAAAUAGGCAGCACCUGUUUGAAUCACUUAAUAGUAGUAGGAUGUUUUUAUAUUCCAGUAUUUAUUGUUGCUUUCCUGACCAGGUUGGGUGUUGUAUUAACUCUUGAGGCGCGUAAUGGCUUGUUAAUUGGGUCCAUAUUUGGCCCCUCUUUAGUAAAUCCUUUUGUGUACUGUUAUCGAACUAAGGAAAUUAAAUGUAAGAUCAGCAAGAUUUUCAAAAUAUUUGCAUAG